This is a messenger RNA of Cetraspora pellucida, 384 nucleotides long. The record is from the annotation of a GenBank genome assembly. NCBI's taxonomy places the organism in Eukaryota, Fungi, Glomeromycota, Glomeromycetes, Diversisporales, Gigasporaceae.
AUGUGCUCUAAACCCUCAAAGAAUUUAAGAUUUGUUAUUGAAGAAUAUUUAUCUCAAAUUGCACAAACCUUCGAUACGAAAGGUAUAAUCGCAUCAUUCGUUUUUAUGGACGCCGGUGACAUAAUGGAACAUGAAAUGAAGCCGAAUGAACAAGAUCAAACAACAAACCAGAAGACAGAUGACUCUUUGAAAAGAAAACAAGUUGAAAAAUUCAACGUUCCGAGCAAAAAAUGGAAUAAGAUGCUGGAAAAAGCUAGAUUAAAUCAAUCUUCUCUGUUGUAUGUCUUCGUCGCUGUUUUGGCCGUAAUGUUCGUUUGGUUGAAAUUUCUAGGAUGGUCCGAGAAUUGGAAAUUCUGGGAAUGGUUUGGAGACCAUAUGAAGUAA